Diachasma alloeum is the source of this 4988-nucleotide messenger RNA. RefSeq names its product poly(A) polymerase type 3 (gene hrg). The coding region runs from base 452 to 2293 and encodes 613 amino acids. The record is from RefSeq and is a predicted model, not a curated record. NCBI's taxonomy places the organism in Eukaryota, Metazoa, Arthropoda, Insecta, Hymenoptera, Braconidae. Gene Ontology annotation, cellular component: nucleus. Gene Ontology annotation, molecular function: RNA binding; poly(A) RNA polymerase activity. The transcript has 11 exons.
CCUUCCAACGGGUGUUGCGUGGGAAUGUGUUGCGUCAAUUUUUUAAGCCCCAGAGACCGAUCCCAACGUAAAAAAUCGGCACUCCAUAAACAAAACAACAGUGAAACCCAGCGAAGUGAUAAUUGUCGACACAGUGAAUAGUUUUCCUCCCCCAGUGUCUUGUUCCGUUCUGUUCGGGUUCUGUGCCCUGCUUCCUAGAAAAUUCAUACCGACAGGGUUCUCAGUUCCGUCGCCAGUUGAGUCCGAUGACUCUGACGACGCGCCUCGAGCGAGCAACCCUAACCCGCAACCAUGUCACUGAGUGUUUGACAGAGCAAUUUGUUUUUAAUCGUGCUGUGUUUAUCAUCAAUUCCGAGGUUUAAUCGUGCCCCUCGAAUGGUCAUUGACCAUUCAGAAAAAAAUUCAGAUUGUUUUAUUCGUAGUGUAGGUGAAUAAUUCAAGUUAUACCAAAAUGUGGUCAUCACAGAGUGGUAAUAACAAUACAACAACAACAAAUUCAUCAGCGUCAGCUCAAAAUUUACGAACACUGGGUAUGACAUCGGCAAUUAGUGUUGCUGAACCAAAACCCAGUGAUUUGACGAGAACAAAUGAGCUCAGGGAGGCAUUGAAACCGUACAAUGUGUUCGAAUCAGAGGAGGAGUUGAAUCACAGAAUGGAAAUACUUAGUAAAUUGAAUGCCCUGGUGAAACAGUGGAUCAAGGACACGUCUAUCGCUAGAAAUAUGCCACCAAAUGUUGCUGAAAAUGUUGGUGGAAAAAUUUACACAUUUGGGUCCUACAGGUUAGGAGUACAUCACAAAGGGGCUGAUAUCGAUGCACUGUGCGUUGUGCCCAGGCAUAUAUACAGAACAGAUUAUUUCUCGUCUUUUUUUGAAUUACUUAAGAAGCAGCCAGAGGUCAGCGACUUGAGGGCAGUGGAGGAAGCUUUUGUGCCAGUCAUAAAGAUGAAUUUCGAUGGCAUUGAAAUUGACAUGUUAUUUGCCAAAUUGGCACUAAAAGAAAUUCCUGAUUCGAUGGAUUUGCGGGACGAUAUGUUGUUGAAGAAUUUGGAUCAGAAGUGUGUGAGGAGUCUCAAUGGAUGUCGAGUCACAGAUGAAAUACUAAGACUUGUUCCUAACAUAGAGAACUUCAGACUUGCACUGAGAGCUAUCAAGUUAUGGGCGAAGCGGCACGGAAUUUACAGCAACGUUUUGGGUUAUCUCGGUGGUGUAUCGUGGGCAAUGCUUGUUGCGAGAACGUGUCAAUUGUAUCCAAAUGCAGUUGCUGCUACAUUAAUUGAAAAGUUUUUUCUCGUAUUUUCACAGUGGAAGUGGCCUCAGCCGGUUUUGCUUAAGCAGCCUGAUACUGUUAAUCUAGGUUUUCCAGUUUGGGAUCCAAGGGUGAACGUUUCGGAUCGGUAUCAUCUAAUGCCGAUAAUAACUCCUGCAUAUCCCCAACAAAAUUCCACAUUCAACGUAUCAGCGUCGACGAGAACGAUAAUGCAGGAGGCUUUUGAGCACGGUUUAUCAUUGACUGAAGAGAUCAUCAUGGGCAAAGCAACGUGGGACAAAUUAUUCGAGCCACCCAACUUCUUUUGUAAAUACAAACACUAUAUUGUACUGCUGGCUAGUAGCUCGUCAGCUGAGGAUCAGCUUGAGUGGUGUGGUCUUGUCGAAUCGAAAAUACGACAUUUGAUAGGAACAUUGGAGAGAAAUCCACACAUCAAUCUUGCACACGUGAAUCCCGAAGGGCACGCUCCAGUUAAUCCUGAGCAAGGGCGUAAUUGUUCGAUGUGGUUUAUUGGUCUGUCAUUUGCCAAGAGUGAAAAUCUCAAUAUUGAUCUCACCUAUGAUAUCAAAACUUUCGUUGAAACAAUUGAAAGACAAGCCGAACAAAUUAGUAUGUUGAAGGAGGGCAUGUGGAUUGAGGCAAAACACGUGAAGAGGAAGGAUUUACAUCUCUAUGUAUCACCUAAAUUACUUAAGCGUGAGAGAAAGGUUUCAGGGGGUGGACAUCGUAAUGGAAACCUGGCAGCUGUGGAGAAAGCAGGUGGGCUUGCUGCAAAGAGUCAAACAGAGAGUAUAACCACAAAACGUCUCUCAGACCAGGGCACCGACGGUGGUGGAAAGAAACGAAAGACACAGGAGAGUGAACAACCGAUCAAACAGACAGAGAAUGGCACGUUUCCAGGAGAACCUUGUGGUGAAGACAGUAACUCCAGGUUCAGCCUCGACGAAUACAAACAGAAUUUGGCACCUAGCAAGGACGAAACAUCAACCGGUAGUUCAACAGUCCCCCAGGAGGUAUGCACUUGACGGAAUUACGACUGUCACAUAAGAAUACACAAGUCGAUGGAUUCACGUUCAGGUUACUUAGAGUAUAAGCCACUCUCAAACCAUUAUCCACUGCCCACUGAUCGAGAGCCUACCUGGCCCCAUCUCCCUCACUCCCAAUAUUCAACAGAGGUGCAACAUUUUUCAUAAAGUGUUGAGGAAAAAGUACACGAGUUUAAAACAAACUAAACCAUCUUUUAGACUCAAUCUAGAUGAUUCGUAGAUUCAUCGGACUCGGCACAACCGAUUUAACAAAUUGGUAAGUCAAUGUUAUUUAAUGAUGGAGAGGGGGGCAGUGAGGAUUGGAGAAUUACUCUCUCCAGAUUAUCGUAAUCGAGCACUUUUAAUUGAUGUUGCUCACAUGUGAGAAUAAAAAUGGAAAAAAAGCAACGCGAAUAAUCCGCAAUUUUUUUUUUCACUCUCACGAUACGUUUUCAACGCUAUUUCAUUAUUAUUUCCACUGUAUAGAGAUUGUUUCCACGAUGACGACGCAGUUGGUACGAGUUACAAAAUAAUGAAUGAAUAGCAAUUGUAGUCGUUCCCUGAAUCAAGGUUUUAUGAAUAGCUGUUGUAUAAAAUUUUUUUAUCCCGUAAACUAAUUGAGUACGAAGAUUGGAUGAAUCGUAUUACAUGUUUAUUUAUUCUUUACGGAGAAUAGUGAAAAAUCAAGGAGUCAUCAUUCAAUAUUUUUCCUCCAAUUUUCAUAUCGAAAAGUAAAAAAAUUUUAUGCAAAACCCUGUCGAGUGCUAAUUGAACGGUUUUUCCUAUUUUAUUUUUAGACAUUGGUUUCAAUUUUAUAAAAUUUAUCUAGUUUUUUUUCUUUCUACGAGGCUCACAUGAAUUAUCAUUCACUCACUCAUGAAUAGAUACCACUCAUAACAUUAUUUUUAGUUAAUGAAUGCACUUCGUUUGCUGAAAAUAAUGGGGUUAUUAUAGUUUCAAAAUCCAUCACUUGUAAAUUUGUAAUGCAGUUUCAAAUCGUCAGGACGAAUGGUCCUGCUGGGGAGGGAGGGGUGAACGUGGAGGGUAACAGUGAACAACACUGCACAAGUUCUAAGUAGCACUACGACGUGAAUUAUGGGUGUUGAUUAAUCGUACCAAUACAACCUUGGAGGGACUUUACAUCAUUUGACGUUGCAAUAUCGACGAUAACGGUUUAAUCAUGAACAACGUGACUUGCUUUUUGCGCAUGUAUAUGGCUAAUUUUUUUGGGCAUCAUUUUGUUUUUGUAAAUUAGAAAUAACCGGGUGACGUUUUUUUGACCCCUGGAACAAUAAAAAUCGGACGAUAAAAGGUUUACUACUUUCUCCUGUUCAUGAGAUUUACUUAAUGCUUCUUCAGAUAUGGCUGGCAUCCCAUCGCUCUCUUAAUAAGAAACUGGUGAAGUUGAAAAAUAAUUUAGAAAACGGCAGUGAAAUGGGGAAAUGUGAAAAUUUGAUCAUUACGAACUACUGAUUAUUUAAUUAUUUCAAUUGCUGGUGAUUCUAGGAGGGACUUUUUUAUUAUUUUCAGGAGAUAUGAUAAAUUUCUCGAUAUUGUCUCCUGAAUUCCAUCCUUUCUGAGAUAAUCUGGUAAUUGAAUAGAUGUUCACGUAGCAAAAAAUUGAAUCGAAAAAAAAUUCUAUGUGUUUUUGUUUGCUGUGCGUUUUUUAAUAGAUAUUUUGUCGUAAAAAAAAAUCUACAGAUGUUGAUUGUUGAAUUCUUAGGUAUGACUUUCCAAAAUUUUUGUCCGUAUUUUAUUAUGCGAAACAAAUGUGAGUCCAGUAAAAAAAACUUGGAAAAAUUAUGGGCAAGAAUUUCAAUAGAAAAAUCAAAAUCUAUUGAUUUUUUAAACUUAAAUAUAUUCAUUAAAAAAUGCUUUAAAUUUAAACGUAAAAAACAAUACAAUUAUUUUAUGAAAUUUAACCAGAAUUGAAGAAACUCUAGGUUUUUCUAUUCAAUUUUUCACAGGCGUAUGAAUUUUGAUUUUCAUUUUUUAUCAUUUCACUACUGAAAUUACAAGAUGAGGUAAUUAGUCAACCCCAGAAGUGAUGGUACAUGUAAAUAAUGAUCCGAUCAACGAAAUGUAUAUUAUGCCUCGACUAUUCGUCCAUAUUAGAGAUUAUUGCGAGACAUUGAAACCUGAAUGACGACUGUUGGAUGAAAAAUGCAACAAAGAAGGAACCAACAUGUGCGUCACGAGUGGGCGUUUCUCUCUUUGUUGCGGUGUACAGCAAGAUGGGUUUAUUAAAGCAAAAAUAAAAUUAUCAGAUAUUAUUUUCGGUUGUAAUCGGUAAAUCACUGCUGCGAACAAGCUGACGAAUAUUCCAUCACUCAAAAAGAUGAUUCGAUGAGAAUAAAAGUAAAUAGAAUAUAAAAUGAGUUAUUGGUGUAGCAAUUGAUGGAGUUUUAUUCGCGUUUUUAUUUUGUCGGUUGUUCAAUAGACAAAUAACGAGUAAAUAUAUCGAUAUACGAGAAUUACUCAUAAGUAUAUUAUUCAAAUGAACGUCUAAUUCGAUUUAAAGUAUAUUUCCUGAAUCAUUAUUGUCAAUUCUCGUUUUAUAUGAAAAUAUAAUAAAGAAACACAAUGUCUUAUAUAUGUUAUAUUCAGAUUAAUCAUGUGGCAAUGUAUCAUCCUCUGUACUUCGUGUUUCUUUAAUCAAUAAAGGGAAAAUAAAUUUUUCUUCCGUCACCUUCAA